Mandrillus leucophaeus (drill) is the source of this 542-nucleotide messenger RNA. RefSeq lists its product as uncharacterized. NCBI's taxonomy places the organism in Eukaryota, Metazoa, Chordata, Mammalia, Primates, Cercopithecidae. The transcript is spliced from 4 exons. The record is from RefSeq and is a predicted model, not a curated record. The coding region runs from base 1 to 360 and encodes 119 amino acids.
AUGUCCACGGCGCCCGCCAUUCUGUCGUCCUGCGUGUUUAGAGGAGGCGAGUGGAAUCUUGAGUCUUGGCCGGAGAAUGCAGAGCACGGGUAUGCAGACCUCAAAGCCUCAAACCUGCGUGUGAGAGAAGGUGGCGAGCUCCAGAGUACGGUCCGCGGUUGGUACUCUAGGAAGAUACAAGACAAUAGCUUCUGCAAACCAGUAAGAGUGGCCUCAUUAGACACUGGAUUUGCCAGUGACUUGAUCAUGGACUUCCCCAUCUCCAGGACUGUGAGUUAUAAAGGUCUUUCACAAUAUUUGCUGUCCUUGGGCAAGAUCAAAGUCAUUUUUGGAAGGAAAAGCAUCUCUGGAUUUUGUUAAAUACAUCUUAGGACAGUACUCUCUGCUCUUCAAAGUCAAUGCAGCAUGAGUCACUGUUACGGAACCUACAGAAUGUGUCCCUUAAAAUACUGAAAACGAACACUGUUUUACUGCCUGCAUAAUUAGCACUAGGCAGGUGAAUUUAUUACUACUUCAUUAAAUAGAUGAGUUUAUUAACUCAA